AAACGGACAACAUAUCAACAAGUGUUGGGAAGUCUGAAUUGGUUCAAUACAGCUACUCGCCCGGAUCUUGCUGUGGUAUGCAGCCUAGCUGGAAGAGUAGCAAGUAACCCAACGCAUAAACAAUUUAGCGCUCUAUGCAGAGCAGUUGGAUAUCUCAAGAGGAACCCCAAUAUUCCAUUAACCUACAACGGUGCUGAAUGCAAUGGUAUAGUGAGACUUGCAGGAUUUACAGACUCGGAUUGGGCAGGCCAAAAGUUAUCCUUAAAUUCGAAAGAUAGAUGCGGAAGAAAAUCCACAUCGGGGUAUAUAUCUUUUUCAUGCGGCCCUACCAAUUGGAAGAGCAAACUGCAAGGAAUACCAGCCACGAGUUCAGCGCAAGCAGAGUUUAUGGCAAUGUAUGAAGCCGCGAAAGAUUUAUUCUUUCAAAUCUUGUUACUUAGAGAACUUGGGUUCAAACUUUCCAGGGUACCAUUGUUUUGUGACAACACGACAGCCAUUCGACAAGCGAUGGAGACGAUGUCGUCAAAGUCAAACAAGCAUAUGGAAAUAAGAUACGCUUGGCUCCAACAUUAUGCUCACAGAGAAGGGAUUAUACAGCCAUUCAACAUCGGAUCGUCAUACAAUCUAGCCGAUAUGUUGACAAAGAUAUUGCCGAACAAGAAG
Ostreococcus lucimarinus CCE9901 is the source of this 663-nucleotide messenger RNA. RefSeq lists its product with no specific name. NCBI's taxonomy places the organism in Eukaryota, Viridiplantae, Chlorophyta, Mamiellophyceae, Mamiellales, Bathycoccaceae. The annotation marks the transcript as partial. The transcript has a single exon. The record is from RefSeq and is a predicted model, not a curated record.